Molecule: messenger RNA, 676 nt
Organism: Scaptodrosophila lebanonensis
Lineage: Eukaryota; Metazoa; Arthropoda; Insecta; Diptera; Drosophilidae
Exons: 3
Coding region: 1-642 (213 amino acids)
Molecular function (GO): protein binding
Source: RefSeq, a predicted model, not a curated record
AUGAAAUUCGUGACUAUUUGCACAUUGCUCAUUGUUUGCUUGGUCUGCUUUGCUUUAGUGGAAGCAAGGACUCCGCGCCAGUGUAGUCCCUGCCCUAAAAUCCGCGGGACACCUGUUUGUGCCCAACGCUGUGGACAAAAUGCUCGAUGCACCUUCCCUAGCGCCUGCGAGGCACGUAGACAACGUUGCCUCAACAAUGAAAUUUCCAUCGUGGUCGUUUUGAAUUCCCAAGCAUCUCGCAUAUAUCAUCCUUGCAAUGUAGCACCCACUUGUUCCGAUACUAAAAACCUUGCCUGGGCAAUGGAUGAACUCCGAUGUCAUGUAUUUUACAAUCCGUGCUUACAAUUAACAGAAGAGUGCAGUCGCCAAAAUCGGGGUGAAGGGCUCUUUACCGCAGUAGACAAGGAAAAGUGCCAACUACAUUGCGAUAAUAUUUGUGAGGAAUCGUAUGAACCGGUUUGUGCGCAGUUUUUUAAUGAUUUUCAAAGAACCUUCAAUAAUAGGUGUGAACUUUACAAAUUUGCAUGUGUGGAGGAAAAGCCUUAUUCAUUUAUUGCUCCCGGCUUAUGCGCGGAAAUUGAAACAAUGAGUUUUGAUAUGGCGGUAAAAGAUGAAAUUGAUGAAGAAUCGGUCGAGACAUAAAAACCACAGUACUUCUAUAAAAAGAAUAUUUUCA